This is a messenger RNA of Halichondria panicea, 965 nucleotides long. RefSeq lists its product as uncharacterized. The record is from RefSeq and is a predicted model, not a curated record. The transcript has a single exon. The coding region runs from base 59 to 808 and encodes 249 amino acids. NCBI's taxonomy places the organism in Eukaryota, Metazoa, Porifera, Demospongiae, Suberitida, Halichondriidae.
CCGAUUAUAUAUUACUGUAGAAACAGCACGCACAAACAGAUAUUCAGCUACAGCAACAAUGACUGAAAUCAAGAGCAAGACUGACCAGGAGCUAGAGAGCCUAGAAGCCCAGCACGGGUUCACUAGACCAGACAGAGGGAGCUUAGAGGACCCCAAUAUACAGUGGAGAGAGGGAAAGCCUGACUAUAGGAGUCUAGAUCUACUCUACUAUAAAGGCAAGAGCAAGAAUCAUGCUGUCGGGUCACUGGAGAUAAUCGUGGAGAAUCUUGUCAAGAAAUGGGAGAUGCAAAUGACACACAUAACUUCCCCGAAAGAUUGGAGUACUGUGAAACUGGACGAAUAUCGAGUGAUGGUGAAUCACAGCCAAGAAAUGACUGGGCAGGAUGCUGUCAAGGUUGGCACAUACAACUGGAUUAUGGAGAAGGCUAGCAAAGAUCUCUACGAUGCUGAAAAUGAAACAUUCGAAUCGUCGCAUAAACUUUUUCGAGAAGCAUUUUCGGGUGGCUUUCCUUGGGAGGUGUUGGAGGUGUACAGUGGGCCUCCUAAAGUGGCCUUCUCGUGGCGUCACUGGGGGGCGUUCAGCGGAAAGUACAAAGGGGUCAAAGGAGAUGGCCAGAAGAUUGAGCUGUACGGAUUUACAAUAGCUACUGUCAACAGCGAUUUGAAGAUUCUCAAGCUAGAAGUGUACAUAAAGUUUGAGGGCUUUCUGAGAGCUUUGCAAGGAAAGGCUACCCCCGAGGACCUAGUAAGAGGACAAGAGCUGGUGGGUACAGGAUGUCCUAUACACCAGCAAGUCAAGACCGAGUAGACAACCCAGUAAUAUGGACAUGGACAGAAAAACUUUUAGAGAGAGUAGAGAGAGUAGUAGACUAGAGAGAGUAGUAGACUAGUCAACUUGAACAGAACUACUUUAUAUACAUAGUACUGUAAAUUAGCAAUUCAUACUUUUGAUGAGGGGUAGAACA